This is a messenger RNA of Neospora caninum, 2787 nucleotides long. RefSeq lists its product as hypothetical. The record is from RefSeq and is a predicted model, not a curated record. Bases 1 to 2787 code for a protein of 928 amino acids. Lineage: Eukaryota; Apicomplexa; Conoidasida; Eucoccidiorida; Sarcocystidae. Gene Ontology annotation, cellular component: cytoplasm. Gene Ontology annotation, biological process: cellular response to heat. The transcript has 11 exons. Gene Ontology annotation, molecular function: ATP binding; ATP hydrolysis activity.
AUGGAUGCCGACGCGUGGACGACUCUGGUCAAGAAGGCGUUCCUCGCCGGCCAGGAGGUCUGCCGAGAGCGGCGGAAUCCUCAGCUGGAUCCUCUCCACCUGUUUGAAGCGAUGCUUCGCGACAAGCAAAGUUUCGCGAGUCAGGUUCUCUCGCAGUGCCCCGGCGAUUUUGCACAGCUGAAGGAAGAUGUCCACCGAGCCGUUCUCAAGUUUCCGCAGCAAAACCCGCCGCCGGACUUCCCCAGUCCAAACCACGCGCUGAUGGCGGUGCUGAGGCACGGCAAGGAAAUCCAAAGGCAACUGAACGAUUCGCUGAUGUCGGCGGACAGCUUGUUUCUCGCGCUGGUGCAGGAGAAGAGCAUACGCGGCCUUCUCACCGAAGCGGGGUUCAUGAUGAAGCAGAUCGAGGAGAAGGCGAAGAGCGUGCGCGGGUUGAGGAAGAUUUCAUCUUCGGACGACGACGCGAACUUUGAGGCACUGAAAAAGUACGGAACCGACUUCACAGACCUCGCCGAGAAGGGAAAGCUGGACCCGGUGAUUGGGCGCGAAGACGAGAUCCGACGCGUGAUUCGCAUUCUCUGUCGGCGGACGAAGAACAACCCGGUGCUCAUCGGCGAGCCGGGAGUGGGCAAAAGCGCGAUCGUGGAGGGACUUGCGAGGCGCAUCGUCGAGAACGACGUGCCGAGCAAUCUGCGCUGCCGCCUCGUCUCCCUCGACGUUGGCGCCCUGAUCUCCGGCGCCAAGUACCGCGGCGAGUUCGAGGAACGGCUGACCGCUGUCCUGAAGGAAGUCAAGGACGCAGCCGGGAAGGUGAUUCUCUUCAUCGACGAAAUCCACGUCAUCCUGGGAGCCGGGAAAACCGAGGGCGCACUCGACGCGGCCAACCUCCUCAAACCCAUGCUCGCAAGAGGCGAGCUGCGCUGCAUCGGCGCCACGACGCUCGAUGAGUACCGGAAACACGUGGAGAAGGACGCGGCGUUCGAGCGACGAUUUCAACAAGUCCACGUCCGGGAACCUUCGGUCCAGGCCACCAUUUCCAUUCUGCGUGGCCUAAAAGAUCGCUACGCAUCCCACCACGGAGUUCGGAUUCUUGACUCCGCUCUCGUUGAAGCCGCUCAACUCGCUGACCGUUACAUCACAGCUCGGUUUCUGCCCGACAAAGCCAUUGACCUGAUGGACGAAGCGUGCGCGAUCGCGCGAGUGCAAGUCGACAGCAAACCCGAGGCUGUGGACGUGCUGGAGCGGCAAAAAGUGCAGCUUGAAGUGGAGGUUCUUGCGCUGGAGAAGGAGAAGGAUCCUGCCUCUCAGAAGCGCCUGGCGGAGGUCCGGCAGCACCUGGGCGAGAUCGCCGACGCGUUGCGUCCGCUGUAUCUACAGUACCAGCAAGAGAAAGGCCGAAUCGACGAGCUCGGGAAGCUGGCUCAGAAGCAAGACGAACUGAAGGCGAAGAUCGACCGGGCCCAGAGAGUCGGCGAUCUCGACCUCGUAGCCGAGCUCCGCUUCGACGCCCUCCCCGGCGUGGAGGCGCGAUUCAAAAAGCUGCAGGCGGAGCAGGAGGAGUACGAACGAACCCACAAACCGUUGCUUACCGAGGUCGUAGGUCCAGAGCAAAUCGCAGAUGUCGUCCAGCGCUGGACCAACAUUCCCGUCCACAAGUUGACGCAGACGGAAACCGAGCGUUUGCUGGCCUUCGGGAAGACCCUAGCCGAGCAAGUGAUCGGCCAGCCGCAAGCUGUGGAGGCAGUGUCGCAGGCGAUUCUGCGAUCCGCCGCUGGACUCUCGAAACGCAAUAAGCCGAUCGGCAGCUUUCUCUUCCUCGGCCCGACUGGCGUGGGGAAGACUGAGCUGUGCAAGCGCGUCGCGGAGUCUCUGUUCGACACGAAAGAGCGCCUUGUACGCUUCGACAUGAGCGAGUACAUGGAGCAGCACUCGGUUUCGCGGCUCAUUGGCGCGCCACCCGGCUACGUGGGGCACGACGAAGGCGGCCAGCUUACUGAGGAGAUUCGCCGCAACCCCUACAGCGUGGUGCUGUUUGACGAAGUGGAGAAAGCCCACUCUCAGGUGUGGAACGUGCUGCUGCAAGUCCUCGACGACGGUCGCCUCACCGACAGCCAAGGCCGCACAGUCGACUUCUCCAACACCAUCAUUAUCCUCACUUCCAACCUGGGUGCCGCCUUCCUCCUCGAGGCCGCGCAGCGUGUCGGCACUGAAGAGCAACUCGCCGCCGAAGCGGCGGCGAAGGAGAUGGUCAUGAUGGAAGUGCGAAAAUUCUUCAAACCAGAAAUGCUGAAUCGCCUUGACGACAUUGUCAUCUUCAAAGCCCUCACAAACGUCAAUUUGCGUCAGGUGAUGAACCUUCAAAUGGAAGAAGUCCGGGAGCGUUUGGCUGAGAAGCGAAUCGAACUGACGCUCACCGAUCGCGCCACGGACCACGUCGUGCACGAGGCGUUCGAUCCCGCCUAUGGCGCACGACCUCUCAAGCGAUUUGUUGAGCGGCAUAUUGUCUCUGACCUGUCCCUAAAACUUCUCAAAGGCGAGAUUGUCCCGGAUUCCCGCGUGCUGUGCGAUUGGGACGAGAAGCGCCGCGCGUGGGUAUGGGAGACGACGACGGCUGUCGAGUCGACUGCAUCUGUGCGCAAAACGCCAGGGCAUCCUGUGGAGGCCGAGAUGGAUGCCGAGAGCUUGUCACCAGACUCCCGGACGCUUUCCCUCGGAAGCCGCACCGAUAGCUACACCAAUCGGUCCUCGGCCAUGCAUGAGACCAAUGCGAAGAAAUUCAGAUACUAG